UCACCAUUUUACCCUAUUCUGCGUUUAUCUGUCUGAAUCGCCGCUUCAAAACACCUUGUUUUGUUUUUACAUCUCAAAUCUCAUCCAUGGAUUUCCACACCCUUUCUAGAAGAGAGCUUCAAACCUUAUGCAAGAAGAACAAGAUUCCAGCCAAUAUCACCAAUGUUGCCAUGGCUGACGCUCUCUCAGCUCUUCCUCAAGUUGAGGGAUUGGAUGAGAUUUUGAAUCCAAGGGAAGGUGGUGAUGUUGGUACACCAGCUGUUAAACCUCGCACGGCUUGUAGAACUUCGACUCAAAGGAAACCAGUGAAAGAAUCACAAAGUGCUAAGGUCUCUACUAGGGUUAACCGUGGAGCAAAAGCUGGAGUUGCUGAAGGAGUGGUUGAGCAAGAAAACAAAGAUGCUAAUGUCCCUGUCACUCCGGCUGCUGUGCCGAGUGGCAGGAGAAGGGCGCCUGCAGUUUGUUCCCGCAGAAAGAAGGAAGUGAUUGUGAUCGAAGAUGGCGAUGAUGAUAAGACUGAGGCCCAAGGAAAGCCAGUGGAUGUGGCUAAAACUCCUGCUGUAGCUCCCACCAGUAAGUCAAGGGCUGGUGGCCGUUCCCUUCGCAACAAAAAUGAGAUUUCUGAAGGAACUACAGUUCAGAAAGCAUAUAGCACAAGGAGAUCUGUGAGAUUGUUGGGGAGCAGCUUGUCAAAAAUGAGCUUGGUGGAGACUGAGGAUACCAAACAGACCAAGACUGAUGAUGUUUCUGAAGAAAUGAGCAGUGUCUCCCAGUAUCAAGAGGCCUCAGUCACUGGAAAGGGGACUAGUUUGCAGACAGAAUCAACUGUGGUUUCUCAGAACACUGAUGAAGUUGAAGUUUCCUCUGUAAACAAGGCUGACUUUGAAAGCCAAUCACAUGAUUCUGGUUCAGAAGUGAAAUCAACUGAUGCAGAGGAUGUGUUGCAGGCUGAACCAGAAGAGGAGACUUCAGAGGAAGUCAAUCAUGUGGAGGCUGCACAGGAGGACCCAAGUUUAAAUCUGCAAGACAGUUUUGAGACAUGUGUUGAUAUAAAUGAAGCAGAAUCUAAGCAGCAUGAAAUAGAGGAAUCUUAUGAUGCUGAUGAAAUAGAAAUUAAGGAAAGCUUUGUAGCCGAGCAAGGCCAAGCUGUGGAGUUUGCUGAACCUGAAGAGGCUUCUAUGGAGGUUGCUGAUGAAACUAUUACCCCUUUGACUGGUGAUGAACCUGAUGAUGCUUCUAUUGAGGUUGCUGACCAAGCUAUUGCUCCUUGGACUGCUUCUGAACCUGAUGAUGCUUCUAUGGAGGUUGCUGACCAUGCUAUUGCUCCUUUGAUUGCUUCUGAACCUGAAGAUGCUUCUGUGGAUGUUCCUGACCAAGAAGUUGUUGCUAACUUGUCUGUUGAGGUAUCUGAAGAGGCUUCUAAGCAGACUACCGAUCAAGCUAUUGUUAGCUUGUCUAUUGAGGCAUCUGAAGAGUCUGCUGAGGAGAUUGCUCACCAAGCUAGUGCCCCUCUGAAUGUUGCCAUACCUGAGGAUACUUGUGUGUAUGAUGCUGACAAAGAUGUUGCUGAUAUGUCUAUUGUUGUAUCUGAAGAGGUUCCUAACGAGAUUGCUGACGAAGCUAUUGCCACUCGUACUAUUGUGGUUCGUAAUGGAGCAAUGGAGACUUCUUCUGAGGAGCACCAAGUAGAGGAAGUAUUGGAAUCCAAACCUGAGGACUCCGAACAAUUCGUUGCAGAGACAGAGAAGAUAGAGGGUUCAUUUUCUGCAAUUCGAGCCGACAAAGAUGAAACUUCUGGUGGCCUUGGAGCUGAAAAUGAAAAAGAAAGCAAUGAAGUUGAAAAGGUCAUUUUACAACUUUCAAUGCUGGAUGUAGCUGUAAAGAAAGAAGACCAGAAGGGUACUGUGCAAUCUGAGGAACUUGUAGCAGUAGAAGACACCAAGUCAGCUGUGGUAGCUCAAAUCAAUGAUGAGAAGAUUGAUGAUACUGUGAUUGAGUCGGUAGCUCAGUCAGAAACUAAGGAAAGUGCAAAUGAAAUUCAAGCAGUUCCUAGGACUGAAAGUAGUAUGUUCAAUCCUAAUGUGAUGAAAGAAAAUCUGAAAACCAUUGAUGCUAAUAUGAGUAUUCGAGAGCUCAAAAAGAUGCUUAAGCAGAAGCUAGAUGGAAAUUCAAACAUAGCUGAUAAUGGUGCUGUUCAAAUGCAGGAAGUUGAGAAGAAAAGAACUGCGCUGCAAGCACUGCCACAGAAUGGGAACUGUGAUGCUCAGAUGGCUGAGUAAUAGACAAUUUAUUGUUGAGUGAAAUUUAGUAAUAUUAGAUGAGACCAUUUGAAUGUGGAACUCUUUUGGUUA
Molecule: messenger RNA, 2351 nt
Organism: Trifolium pratense (red clover)
Lineage: Eukaryota; Viridiplantae; Streptophyta; Magnoliopsida; Fabales; Fabaceae
Exons: 4
Coding region: 87-2279 (730 amino acids)
Source: RefSeq, a predicted model, not a curated record